Nerophis lumbriciformis (worm pipefish) is the source of this 3262-nucleotide messenger RNA. It is a transcript of the gene rtn4rl1b, whose product is annotated as reticulon 4 receptor-like 1b. Lineage: Eukaryota; Metazoa; Chordata; Actinopteri; Syngnathiformes; Syngnathidae. Gene Ontology annotation, molecular function: protein binding. Gene Ontology annotation, cellular component: plasma membrane. The record is from RefSeq and is a predicted model, not a curated record.
UGAGGAGGAUGCGGAGAGGCUGCACAACAUCACUUUCUCCCUCCUUCCGCGCAUCGGCUCGCUGAACGGACGCAAAGGAGCGAGAGAGAGAGACUAUUACCGGACAAAAGUGUCAUGUUAAGGCUGCAAUAACUUAUAACAAUCAGAUCGUUGAGGGCGAGGCGAUCAGAGCAACUCUGACCGGACGAAGGACGACUAGGAAAUUUUGCCGUUUUAUACGUCCACCAUCAUCGGACUAUAUCUUCACCCAACUCUGGAGUUAUCAUCGUCGUUGCUGCGGACUGAUGGGAUGCAAAGAUUGUAGUCCGAAUCUUAAAACCCUCCCGAGGCUCCAUAUGGACACGAUUCCAGCUCUCCGUGGUGACAUUGAGUGACAGGUACACGUCAAAAAAAGGAGCCCCGGAUCAACUUCCCGCCGGGUUUUAAAGUCUGGAAUAUUUGGAUCGAUGGUUCUCAUAAGACCGAGGAAGAAACGCACUUAAGUCCGGCAAAAUGUUCAAAAGCGGGUGUGGACUGGAGUUCCUGCUGGUCCUGUGUGGCCUGGAGUUCUCCUGGUCUUGCCCCCACCACUGCAUCUGCUACACGGCCCCAAGCACCGUCUCUUGCCAGGCGCACAACUUCCUGUCUGUCCCCGAAGGCAUCCCGCCCGACAGUGAACGCAUCUUCCUCCAGAACAAUAAGAUUCACCGGCUACUUAAAGGGCACUUCAGCAGCGACACGGUGACACUCUGGAUCUACUCCAACAACAUCACGUACAUCGAGCCCUCAACCUUCCACGGGUUCACGCUGCUGGAGGAGCUGGAUUUGGGAGACAACCGCCACCUGCGCUCCCUGGCUGAAGACACCUUCCACGGGUUGAGUCGACUCAGUGCUCUACACCUGUACCGCUGUGGACUCAGCUCACUUCCCAAUAACAUCUUCCAAGGACUAAGAAGCCUGCAAUAUCUCCAUUUACAGCAAAAUCAUUUGAAGUUCCUUCAAGAUGACACAUUUGCCGACCUCCAUAACCUGAGCCACCUGUUCCUACACGGAAACCACCUGUGGAGACUCAACCAGAACACUUUCAGGGGUCUUCGGUCCUUGGAUCGUCUCCUUCUGCACCAGAACCAGAUCGAGUGGGUUCACCACUUGGCGUUCCAUGAUCUCAAACGUCUCACCACCCUCUACUUGUUCAACAACUCCCUGGUGCAGCUGUCAGGCCAGUGCCUGGACAUGCUGCCCGCCCUGGAAUACCUGCGCCUCAAUGACAAUCCCUGGUCCUGUGACUGCAAGGCCCUCACGCUAUGGGAGUGGUUAAAACGCUUUAGGGGAUCGACGUCUUCUGUGGGUUGUAUGGCGCCUGUUGAUUUGGUCGGGAAAGACCUAAAGGAGCUUCGCAAGGAUGACUUCUCCAACUGUUCGCCCAAUUCUGAAUCCAGAGCCCAGACCAACAACUUGUCUGGCACUGUCAGCCCACCGUCCAUGAAUCGAGGCGUAGUGGCGAGCUCCGGGGGCCAAAGCAAUGUGGUGCACCCGUCGAGGCCCGGCCGUCCUCGCAACUGCCAGAAGACUCGCAAUCGGGGAAGCAAGGGGAAGAACGACAAUGAGGUCCACCACUCGAAGGAGGUCAUAGUGGACAAGGAGGACUCUUCUCCAGAUUUCUCCGACGGAGGGAAACAUGAUCACACGUCACCAGAUGGCACCGUCACAAGGAGGAAGCACAAGUGUGUUCCGCGGACCACUGUCCGACCCCCGAGUGGGGUUCUGCAAGCCAACAACAGGGCGCCCUUAUCCCGGCCUUUAAUACACAUCUACGCCCUCGUGGUUGCCUUGACAACAAACACAGACUUUAUUCUCCGCUGAGCUACAGAGGCUUUGGUAAAAGGUCACAAUCAACAAUAUAGUCCAAAAACAAUCCUCUCUUGCUCCUGCACUACAAGGUCCGUGUGUCCUUUACGUGUGUGUGUGUGUGUGUGUGUGUGUGUGUAUGAGUGUGAUUAAGUGUACAUGUUGUGUAGGAAGCGUAACCAUUCAGAUGAGCACAAGCAUCAAACGUCCACAACGGAAAGUACCGCCAGGAGUUCAGAUAGCGGAUUCAUGCAGACCGAGCGGGCACUGCCAAUGAGGCUAGCUUUCAUUAUCACGUGUCCUUUUGUCGGUACGAGCUCUGGACCUCAAAUAACCAAAUAAGUGAUGAGGAAGGCGAGAAUUGUACAAGUCAAAUGUGGUCUUAUUGCUUGAUCAUUUGUGGCAUGCAUCCUAUCAAUGGGUCCCAAAGUGAAAGUUUGAGCAUAAGUAAUUAUUACCCGAACCGGGAAUGUAACUAUUCCUUCAAGAAAAUGGAAUAUAUAGCCACUGCUGAUUUAAGGCCAUAAUUAAUAGGCUCAAACAUCGUAAGCUAACGAUUUCCCCCAGCAUUGGCUACUGGUUUUUGAAGCUCUGUCAGGAUGCUGAGGACUGCCAUUUUCAUUUAAGAGGAAUCCGUGCGUCUGUCUGUACUUUGUGCUUGUUCGUUUUGCAUUUUUUUUAAGACACAGAAUGGACCUACGGUAGUGUUGAAUCCAUACUGCGGGGCCCAGUAGGAGGGGUCCAACGGGGGCUUUAUCAGUUCUCCGGUGAGCUGAGAACUGAGCAUUGCUCCAGACAAGCUCCGUCUCUCGCUGGCAAUGUGAGGAUUUUCUUUUUUCUGAGUCACUUAAAUGGCAUACAAGACUUAAGAAAAGAAAAAAAAACAACCUAUGUGUGCAUAAGUAAAUGGUGUGGUCCAAUACAAUAUAAAACAACAUUUGAAAAGGAGCAUGGAUUAUAAAAAAUGGAGUCAAGUGAGACCCUCAUUCAGGACCAGGACUUCAUACGAUGACUAGAGAGGUCUGAAAGGGAUGCUGUACAGAAUACGACAUGGAACUUGUGGAGUUUACGUGCCUCCGUCUAAUGGACUGACAUGAUGGUCUUUGUAUCGACCAUGUAACAACAGAACAGUGCUGAUAUUAAACAUUUAACUGUCUUACGAUGAGAAAAAAAAAAAGAUCACUGGCAUCAAUUAUGAUAACAGGGUUUUGGCUCCUUAAAUCAGGAGCCCUUUUAUUUCGUCCAAUUAUUUUCCAUGGUCUAUUUUCCGAAGCGUCAUUUUGUCAAUGCACAGUUGUCACUCGUGUCUUUUCUCGUUCUCUCGUUUCGCAUUUGUGUCUUUCUUUGCCGCCGUGAUUCCCUUGUUCUGCGCGGCCUCACCCAAGACUACAAAAAAAAUGUUUAUAAAGAUAUUAAAAUCUAUAACUUCUUAUGU